UUGAAACCCUCAGUCAGGCUCUGCACGCUGCUGAGGAGAGGCACCAACAGACCGUCGGAGAGCUGCAGUCCCGGCUCACCGCUUCCGCCACCGCACUGGAAGCAGCCGAGACCAAGGUGACCGCCCUGAGCACUGAACUCGACCGCCGACACGACUAUGACGACCUCUGUCGUGAGAUUACUGUUCUGCGCUCCAUUGAGUUCCCCGAGGGCAACGAAAAGCCGGGUGUGGAUGCGGAGGAUUCCGCGGAGGUCAGCGGACCUAUCUCCCUGGAGGUUCGCCUUCGGCGCAAGAAUGAACAGCUGAAGAACACGAUUGCUAGCAUUUCUGCAGAAAAGGAGCAAUUGGAA
Dibothriocephalus latus is the source of this 350-nucleotide messenger RNA. NCBI's taxonomy places the organism in Eukaryota, Metazoa, Platyhelminthes, Cestoda, Diphyllobothriidea, Diphyllobothriidae. The record is from the annotation of a GenBank genome assembly.